GCUCUGGGCAGAUGUUUUUCGUGUUCACGGAGAUGGAGAGUUCAUGCGUUGGGAGAGAGUGUCCGAUGACGUAGUUCCGGUGAAUAUUUCAUGUAUCGAGGACACGCCCACCACCGUCUUCCACAUCACAGCCUACAACAGACAAGUGGAGAAAAUCUUUGACGUCAAGAUCUCUCAGCCGGGCACCAUCAUCUGCCCGGCCACCGAAUGUUUCGUUCACUGGAGAGACGCCGGCUCCCAGUGUGAAUGGGGACUCAACUUCUCCACAGCCACCGACGCUCAACGCUUCAGAGACUGCUGCUCGUUCCCCACCCAACGGUUCGCCCGGAAGGCUUCCUCCGCCAGCUCUCUUCGACUCAGCCCACCCAAGAGACAACGGAGCAAAGCGGCGAGUGCUUCCUCUCCUAGCUCCCCGGUGCGCCAUUCCAAUCCUGUGACGUCACAGCUUCGAGGAGAGGACGGCUGUGAACAUACCCAAGGUCUGACUGUGAUAUCAACCUCUAAAAAUCCCAACGGACGUCCGAACUCCAGCCCAUCGCGCGACGGAGCGCAAAAUGGCGGAGGAGGGGGCGGAGCCAGAUGCACUCAAUCCCCGCCCCCUGACUAUGCAGUAAUCCAUCGACGCAAACCUCCGAGCGGUUCUGCAGACGACAGCAGUGUGGCUGCCACGUCAUCGUCAGCCUCCUCCUCCGCGCAACCAGCAGCGGGAGGGGGCGGGAGCAACCCGGCCUUCAGACGGUCAUUUCCUUCCGGUCGCGCCAACCAGUCGACUUCUUCCGCUUCCGGUCCCCAGGUGAUUCCUCCGGCCACCAAGAUGACGUACCCACCUCGCGGUCGAGGGAAGCCGGACUCGGCGAAAAAGGGAGGAGGAGACGGAGGGGGAAGCGGGGCGGCUUCGGACGGAUCGACCUCGUCAAGCGCCACCACUCCCAGUAAAAGUAACACCCACGGCGGUUCGGGCGGGAGGGGCAGUGGCGCCACCACACCGAGUCGCGCGGGUGUACUCAAAGGUCACGUGGACCCGCACGUGCGCCCCGCCUCGGCCGUGUCGGAUCUGGCCCAGCAGAAGGGAAGCAGCCCAAAACACGUGGUCAUCAGCGAUAUCGUGAGCGUGAGUAUAUCUGGUGUGACCUCGCCCUCCCCACCCACUGUGUACAACCCGAACUCGGACAAACUUAACGGUAUUCUCAAGAGAGACAACUCCGUUCGCGUUGACCCUGUCGGGUUUGAUCAGACCGAUCAGAAACAGGUCAGGGGUCAUUUUCAAACUUCGUUUAUAGCCGGUGACGAUUCUACCACGAACACUUCGUGUGACUCCACCAAGAUCCCGCAGAUUCUCCGAGCCUCUUCCGGGUCCCCUCCUCCCCCAAGGGACCCCUCACCCCCUCCUCCCCCACCGCCCCCGCCCCCAGAGGAAAACGCACCAUCUUCUUCGAAAGGCCAAAAAUCGACUCUGACCGUGGACACGAGCUUGACCACACCCGCGUCACGACACACCUCGUCCUCCGAGUCCCCGGAAUGGCCGUCUCCCCCUGAACCACUGACGCCACAGACACCCCAGACGCCCAACGCUCCCGGACAAAUGUCCUUCGACAGCGACACCAUCCAGCGCAUGCUUCGUUCGCUCCCAUCCUCGCCCAUUGCCAAAGACUACGACGACGAAGACAUGGGCUUUCACGAGGGGACCGCCAGCUCCGUCGACGAACACGGCCAAGCCAAACCCGGAGCGAACGGUUCCUCAACUGCGAACGGGCGAAGAGGAAGCAAACUUUCUCGGACCAAAAGCCUGAACGUUCACGACCGUAACUCGAAACCGAACAACAACCCCCGGCGUCAACAGAGCGUGGACAGCUACAAUCCAGCUAACCAGCCCGGUGGCUCGGCAGCUGGACAUAGAGUAGACGUUCCCAAGCCUAGAAUGUUCAACAAAAUAGCUCUGGAGAAGGAGCUGAAGCAACGGAACAAGAACAUUGCGGCUUCUUACCCGGACAGUGGGAUAGGAAUGUCUGCAGACACCGCCCCGUCUCUCAGGUCUGAGGGGAGUGCCAAGUCUGCUUUCGUCAAGACGGGUGAGUACAUAAUGCGGCAAGCGUUCUGAAUGUUGUUGGUUGUGGAGGUGUCGUGUCUGUCUUGGAGUCCUCUGAGGCUGGCGUGCAACAAUCUGCCAUUCUCUCAUGUGGUUGUUGGC
This is a messenger RNA of Aplysia californica (California sea hare), 2188 nucleotides long. Its product is annotated as sialidase. Lineage: Eukaryota; Metazoa; Mollusca; Gastropoda; Aplysiida; Aplysiidae. The record is from RefSeq and is a predicted model, not a curated record.